This is a messenger RNA of Colletotrichum higginsianum IMI 349063, 912 nucleotides long. RefSeq names its product Pyrroline-5-carboxylate reductase. Gene Ontology annotation, molecular function: pyrroline-5-carboxylate reductase activity. Gene Ontology annotation, biological process: L-proline biosynthetic process. Bases 1 to 912 code for a protein of 303 amino acids. The transcript has 2 exons. The record is from RefSeq and is a predicted model, not a curated record. Lineage: Eukaryota; Fungi; Ascomycota; Sordariomycetes; Glomerellales; Glomerellaceae.
AUGGACUCCCUCAAGGACCUAACAUUGUGUGUAUUGGGAUGUGGAAACCUCGGCAUUCCCAUACUGAAAGCACUUCUCGACAACGCCGAAAGCGCAAGCAGCACCCUCCCCAUCACUCGUUUUAUUGCGUGCGUCCGAAGCGAAUCUUCAGAAAUGUCCCUGAAAGAACGGUUCGCGGCAGCGGGAGACAAGCUCGUCGUCUCGAGGGGCGACAACGCCGCCGCCCUGCAGAAGUCAGAUGUCGUCGUGUUGGGAGUCGACCCCGGUGACGUGGAGGCGGUUCUCUCGCAACCAGGGACGAAAGAGGCGUUGGGAGACAAGUUGCUGAUCAGCGUAGCUGCUGGCUGGACCAGAGGCAGGCUGGAAACGACGAUAUACGGCAGCGAGACCACGUCCGAGAACGCAGCAGGCCGCGCGUGGGUGGUACGCACGUUGCCCAACAUCGCGGCCAUGGUUUCCCAGUCCCUCACGGCGAUCGAGAUAUCGGAGCCGGCGGUCCCGGCCCGCUACCUGGACCUCACCGAGGCCAUCUUCAACAGGAUCGGCAAGACGGUGCAGAUCGCCCCGAAGCUCAUGAACGCGACCACCGCCCUCGGAGGCUCGACGCCGGCCUUCUUCGCCGUCAUCUGUGACGCGCUCAUCGAUGCCGCCGUCGCCGUCGGGGUCCCGAGGAACCUCGCGCACAUCAUGACUUUUCAGUCCAUGCUGGGAACCGCGACGCUUAUGCAGAACGGUCUCCAUCCCGCUCUGUUGAAGGACCAGGGGACGUCACCCGAGGGAUGUACGAUUGGGGGGUUGAUGGUCUUGGAAGAGGGUGCCGUAAGGGGGCAUGUUGGAAAGGCGUUGAGAGAGGCUGUCACGGUGGCCCGUCUGAUGGAGAGCCAACCUCAUGUAAACGACACUAGACACUAG